AUGUCUCCUUUAGUCAAUCCUCUGGCAACAUUGCCAUCCGACAAUACGCCAUGGUAUAAGCAUGGCUACCUUCUCAAGUUGAACUAUAUCAUCAUCUCUCUAGUUCUGUUCUCUUCCUCCAACGGAUACGAUGGCUCCGUCAUGGGCGGCCUGCUCGCUUUGCCUCGCUGGAACCAGUUCAUGGAGUUCCCUACAGGCGCUUAUCUCGGCUGGAUCACCGCGAUCUACUGGCUCGGCAAUGGCGUCGCGUUCCCUCUGGCCGCUUGGGUAUCCAACAAAUACGGGCGUCGGCCGGGUAUCUACCUGGGAUAUCUGUUCAUGGCUCUAGGAGUCGGCAUGCAGGGCGGUGCACAGAACAAGACUACCUUCACCGUGUCUCGGCUGUUCAUAGGCAUCGGCUCGGCAUGGCUGGGGAAUGGCGCUCCUCUCCUGAUCAACGAGAUCGCCCACCCCAAGCAUCGGCCAAUUGCCAACGCUCUCUUCAUGUGCGGCUGGUACGUCGGCGGCACGGUCUGCGGUUGGGUCACGUUCGGGUGCCGAGAUAUCCCCUCCGAGUGGUGCUGGCGUAUCCCCGUCCUCAUCCAGCUUGUCUUGCCUGCUCUUGCUCUUCCAGGCUUCCUCAUGUCACCUGAAAGCCCCAGAUGGCUCAUUAGCGUCGGCCGGAAGGAACAAGCUCAGAAGGUCCUGGCAACCUACCACGCUGGAGGUGACAUGGACAACGAGCUUGUUACGUACCAGAUGCUCGAGAUCGAGACCACCAUCGCUGCCGAGAUCGAGGCUACCGCCAGUGCCUCUUACAUGGACAUGGUCAAGACUCCAGGAAACCGUCGCCGCCUGCUGAUCUCGGUCUCUCUGGGAAUCUUCUCGCAGUGGGUCGGAAACGGAGUCGUGUCGUACUACCUGCCCCUUAUCCUCGACUCGGUCGGCGUCAAGUCAGUCACCGACCAGACCCUCAUCUCGGCGUGCCUUAAUGUCUGGAAUCUGCUGUGGGCCAUCUUCGCUGCCUUGAGCGUCGACAAGCUGGGCCGGCGCCUUCUGUUCUUGCUCUCUGGAAGCAUCAUGCUGUGCAGCUUCGUCAUUGUCACCGGCCUCAGUGCUACGUUUGCCCAGAAUGGCUCGUCGAGUGUUGGCCUCGCCGUCAUUCCGUUCCUGUUCACAUUCUUUAUGGGUUACGAUAUCGCCUUGACUCCAUUCCUCACUGCCUACCCUUGCGAGAUCUGGCAGUUCAGCCUCAGGUCGCGUGGCUACACUGUCACCUGGGUCUCGGCUGUGGCGGCCAUCUUCUUCAACACCUUUGUCAACUCGAUUGCCCUCGAGGCUAUCGCGUGGAAGUACUACUUUGUUUUCAUCGCAGUCUUGGUGGUCAUGCUUAUCACGGUGUACUUCUUCUACCCAGAGACUCGCGGGUACACUCUUGAGCAAAUCGCGAUCGUCUUUGACGGAGAAGACUCUGCUGCGGCAGUUGUCGCCCAUGAGAAGAUGGACGAGGCUGCAACAGAACAUCACCAGCCAGAACAGAAGUCCGCAGUAUAG
Messenger RNA from Thyridium curvatum, 1533 nucleotides. RefSeq lists its product as uncharacterized. The transcript is spliced from 3 exons. Gene Ontology annotation, biological process: carbohydrate transport; transmembrane transport. Gene Ontology annotation, molecular function: carbohydrate:proton symporter activity. Gene Ontology annotation, cellular component: membrane. NCBI's taxonomy places the organism in Eukaryota, Fungi, Ascomycota, Sordariomycetes, Thyridiales, Thyridiaceae. Bases 1 to 1533 code for a protein of 510 amino acids. The record is from RefSeq and is a predicted model, not a curated record.